AUGCUACUGCUACAAUUCUUUUUGCUAUGGCUUCUAGGCCUUCUCUGCUACACUUCUAUGCCCUCUGUGUUCUCUUCCAAGACCUGGAACAUGCUUAGAUCUGGAAAUACUGGUGUUAACUCUGAACUUUGUCAUUUUUGGCCAUGUACUCUGCUAAUCUUUCUACAUUCUAGAUCAACAAACUCCCUGUUCUCUGGCUAUUCUGAGCCCAGAAGAAAACACAUCAUUGGCUUAAAUCCUAUGGAUUUCUAUGCUAUCUCUUCCUUAAACUAUGAUCUUUUACACUGGGAUCAAGGGAGUUUUGGCAACUACCUUGAUUCCAGUGAGGUUGAUUACAACCCUAACCCUUGGGCACCCUCUAUAGUGAUUGAUCUCAAUCUGAGCCCUUUGGCAGCCAACCAUUUGGUUGAGCCUCUUCCAUUCAACAUGGCAAGGCCUUUUGGCACUCUAUACUCUUCCAUUUAUGGUUGA
Messenger RNA from Laccaria bicolor S238N-H82, 471 nucleotides. RefSeq lists its product as uncharacterized. The record is from RefSeq and is a predicted model, not a curated record. NCBI's taxonomy places the organism in Eukaryota, Fungi, Basidiomycota, Agaricomycetes, Agaricales, Hydnangiaceae. Bases 1 to 471 code for a protein of 156 amino acids. The transcript is spliced from 5 exons.